Messenger RNA from Cynocephalus volans (Philippine flying lemur), 1961 nucleotides. RefSeq names its product diacylglycerol O-acyltransferase 1 (gene DGAT1). Lineage: Eukaryota; Metazoa; Chordata; Mammalia; Dermoptera; Cynocephalidae. Gene Ontology annotation, molecular function: diacylglycerol O-acyltransferase activity. Bases 188 to 1681 code for a protein of 497 amino acids. Gene Ontology annotation, biological process: triglyceride biosynthetic process. The record is from RefSeq and is a predicted model, not a curated record. The transcript is spliced from 17 exons. Gene Ontology annotation, cellular component: endoplasmic reticulum membrane.
GCGGCUCCCGAGCGACGCGGCCGCGAGCCCCGGGGCGGACAGGCCGAGCGGGCGGGCGCGCGGGCUACGGCGGCCGGCAGGGGGCGGCGGUGGCCGCUGUGGAGCGUCCGGAGACUGGGUCGCGGGCCGCGGGCGCUGCCAGGCCGCCGGGCCACGACUCGGCCGCGGUGCGGGGCGGGCUGAGGUCAUGGGCGACCGCAGCGGCGCGAGCGGCUCCCGUCGCCGGAGGACGGGGUCGCGGCUCUCGAGCCAGGGCGGCAGCGGGCCCGCGGCUGCGGAAGAGGAGGUGUGGAGCGCGGCCGCGGGCCCCGACGUGGGCGCCGGGGGGGACUCGCCGGCCGCGUUCCCGGCCUCGGACAAGGACGAAGACGCCAGCGCAGGCAGCGGCCCCUGCGAGCUGAGCUGCCAUCGCCUGCAGGAUUCUUUGUUCAGCUCCAACAGUGGCUUCAGCAACUACCGUGGCAUUCUGAAUUGGUGUGUGGUGAUGCUGAUCUUGAGCAAUGCACGGUUAUUUUUGGAGAACCUCAUCAAGUAUGGCAUCCUGGUAGACCCCAUCCAGGUGGUGUCUCUGUUCCUGAAGGACCCCUACAGCUGGCCUGCCCCGUGCCUGGUUAUUGUGGCCAACGCCUUUGCUGUGGCUGCGUUCCAGGUCGAGAAGCGUCUGGCAGUGGGUGCUGUAACGGAGCAGGCGGGGCUGCUGCUGCACGUGGUCAACCUAGCCAUCGUUCUCUGCUUCCCGGCGGCCGUGGCCUUCCUGGUCGAGUCCAUCACUCCAGUGGGCUCCAUGCUGGCGCUGAUGGCCUACACCGUCCUGUUCCUCAAGCUUGUCUCCUACCGCGACGUCAACCUGUGGUGCCGCGAGCGCAGGGCCAAGGCCAAGGCUGGGGCUGGGAGGAAGGUCAGUGGGGCUGCUGCCGGGGCUGCUGCUCACACUGUGAGCUACCCGGACAACCUGACGUACCGCGAUCUAUACUACUUCCUCCUUGCCCCCACUUUGUGUUAUGAGCUCAACUUUCCCCGCUCCCCCCGCAUCCGGAAGCGCUUUCUGCUGCGGCGGCUCCUUGAGAUGCUGUUCUUCACUCAGCUCCAGGUGGGGCUGAUCCAGCAGUGGAUGGUCCCCACCAUCCAGAACUCCAUGAAGCCCUUCAAGGAUAUGGACUACUCCCGCAUCAUCGAGCGCCUCCUGAAGCUGGCGGUCCCCAACCACCUCAUCUGGCUCAUCUUCUUCUACUGGCUCUUCCACUCCUGCCUGAAUGCCGUGGCGGAGCUCAUGCAGUUUGGAGACCGGGAGUUCUAUCGAGACUGGUGGAACUCCGAGUCUGUCACCUACUUCUGGCAGAAUUGGAACAUCCCUGUGCACAAGUGGUGCAUCAGACAUUUCUACAAGCCCAUGGUGCGACGGGGCAGCAGCAAGUUUGUGGCCAGGAUGGGGGUGUUCCUGGCCUCGGCCUUCUUCCACGAGUACCUGGUGAGCAUCCCCCUGCGAAUGUUCCGCCUCUGGGCGUUCACAGGCAUGAUGGCUCAGAUCCCACUGGCCUGGAUCGUGAGCCGCUUCUUCCAGGGCAACUAUGGCAAUGCAGCCGUGUGGCUGACGCUCAUCAUCGGGCAGCCAAUGGCAGUGCUUAUGUAUGUCCAUGACUACUACGUGCUCAACUACGAGGCUCCAACAGCCGGGGCCUGAGCUGCCCCUGAGGGCCCGGCCUCUUCACAGCUGCCUCAUUGCCCAUGGUCAGAGCCCGCCUUCCUUCCUCUGCUGGGCCAGUGCUGGAGGGGCCCUGGCUACCUGGUGCCUCUUCCUGCCCUGGGAGGCCUCUCUGCCCCUGUGGGGCUCCUCCUGCCCCCCUUGGGGAUAUAGACAGCAGACCACACACAGGCCGAUGCUGGCAGGAGGAGCCAGCGCUAGGGAGUCUUUACUGAUCCUGCCGCAGUGUGAGGGUGUAAUAAAGUGCUGUCCCAAGUGA